AUGAGUUUGAGAAUUUUAUACUUGUUCUUUCAGUUUUUGUUGGAAACCCUAGCUGCUACUGGAAUUGGAGAGAUGGAUCGGAUUUCACACCUUCCUGAAUCUAUUGUCCAUCACAUACUCUCCUUUCUUAAGAAAACUCCUGCAGAGCUUGUUCGAAUGAGUGUAUUGUCCAAGUCCUGGUUUAAUCUAACCGCCUCUUUCCCCUGUUUAGAUUUCAAUAUCGAUUGUUUUAGCACUCGAGAAAGUUUUUUCAAGUAUGUUGAGUAUACCACCUCUAGAUUUUGCCAUCAUAAUCUCACUGCACACAAGUUAUUGCUCUAUACAGAAAUCCAGGAGCCUGCAGAGUUAGAUGUUGUUAACAGAUGCCUUGAAUUAGUUCUUAAGAAUGGCGUCAGAGAGUUGGUGAUAAGUUUUACCUACUCAUCAUUAGAUUUUCCAAAGUACCGUUUGCCUAACAUACUCUUAUCUGUUUCCGUAUUAGAAUCUUUGACCAUACUUGGCUGUGACUUGCCUUCUUCAUUUAUGCUUGAUGCUAUCAACUUUAAAUCUUUGAUCCAGUUGGAACUUACAUUGGUCCCCUUAAAUGAUGAAGUGAUCACGUAUCUCGCCACUAGUUGUCCUCUUCUACAAGUACUCGAUAUUGGCAUUUGUAGUGGUUUUAAAAAAGUUUGUGUUUAUGGCCAUCAACAUCUUCAAGAACUUAGAAUUACAUAUGACACUCCACUUGAGAGAAUAGAUAUCGAAGCUCCAAAUCUAUCUAGUCUUAGGAUAGAAGAUGACGAUGAUAUAGGGGCACCACAAAUGAACUUGGCUUUAUGCAAAAACCUAACAACAGUGUCUUACUUUGGGUAUCUUUCACCAAACUUGAGUUUUACUGACUUUGUAUCCAGUUUCCCCUUCGUUGAAAAUUUGUAUUUGGCUAUUCAUUAA
Molecule: messenger RNA, 930 nt
Organism: Helianthus annuus (common sunflower)
Lineage: Eukaryota; Viridiplantae; Streptophyta; Magnoliopsida; Asterales; Asteraceae
Product: F-box/LRR-repeat protein 25
Exons: 2
Coding region: 1-930 (309 amino acids)
Molecular function (GO): protein binding
Source: RefSeq, a predicted model, not a curated record